CAGACCGGAAGUGUUCCUGUGCUGCUGUUGACGGAACACGGAGACGGAGGCUGGAGACUCGCAGAGGAGGAGCUGAACCCCGGAUCGUCCGCAGUCAAACAGUCAGGAUAUGUCUGUCAGGAUGGAGAUGGAUAUCAGUGGAGUGUCCCGGACACACGUCUCCAUCCUCCCUGCAGCUGAGAUCAAGGCCACACUGAAACCAGAAGCAGAGAGACCUCGCUGUGCCAGCACCCCGUGUUCCCCCAUCAGAGGGACUGUUGCAGGAUACCAGAUCCUGCACAUGGACUCUAACUAUCUGGUGGGCUUCACCACCGGUGAGGAGCUGCUCAAACUGGCCCACAAGUGGUCAGAAGGUGCCCCAGAAAAGAGCUCUGUAUCAGAGUCCGUGUCCAGCCCUAUCCAGAGUCCUGUCCCCAAGUCUGUGGACUUGGGCAUCCACCGGUCUUCACGAAUCUUCAAAGGCAAAAAUCGCUACUACCAACCCUACGACAUCCCUGCUGCCAACGGGCGGAGGCGGAGGCGUAUGCCCAGCUCCAGCGACACCUUCCUCAGGUCCCUGGCCCAUGGAGAGCCUGGGCCCGGGAGGGGUCUGCAUGCUCCACUACCCCUAUGUCUGCUUAAAGGAAAGGGGGCCCAGUCCAAGUCUCUGGACUACCUUAACCUGGACAAAAUAAGCAUCAAAGAGUCAUCGGACACUGAGGUGUUACAGUACCAGCUGCAGCACCUCACCCUGCGGGGGGAGCGCGUGUUUACCAGGAACAAGACAUGAGCACAGUGGAAGGCCUGUCUAGGCGUCGGUCACCCUCUGGGGUUUAGCUGGUAACGGACGUGUUUCCAAUGCCUCUCCUGCAGAAACAGAGUUUUCUGCACCUGAUUGCACUGUUGGACGUCUACUACAGACUCUCUCUGGAAACAGCAGUGCACCUUGACAUUUUCACCACCACGGCACCAGUUAGGUGUUCACAGUAAACGCUGCAAUAUUGUAUAUAAGCAAGCCAUGUGAACACUUACAGUUCUGCAGAAACAUCCGUACACCCCCUGAGUUUUCGCACAGUUUGUUUUGUUGCUUUGAGAGGAAAUUGUGAUUUCUUUAUCUCAGAACUUCAGUGUUUUGACACUAAAACAUUAGACAUUUCCAUUAACUUUAUUAACAUGUAACAUCUGGACCUCUGUGUAAAAUUUUAUGUGAUGAUGGCAUCUUUCAAAUUGUUUUGUUGUAGAAAAAGAGUCAAACUGGUGCGGUGUGUGUUACUUUGAGGCAAUUCAAUCUCAGAUCCUGCAAGUCACCAGUCAGAUAAAUUCAAAUCCUGCUCUUAGAGGCUUUAAAUAUUUAGUAUAAAUAUGUUUGUAGAUGUUUUUGAAAAUGGUCCAGAAUACAGUGGCCACAUGUUCUUCAUCUUUGAAUCAAUGUGAAGAGCGUGGAUGUGGGAUUUAGUUGUUCCGAAUACUUGAAUAACAUGAGACGUCCACAUGAGGUGAAUGUUCUGAUGAUCAAAAUAAGGAUUUUGUCCACAGUGUUAGAUCAGCAGGUGGAGCAUGAUGGACACUGCAUCUCCAUCCACCUGUUUUUAUGCUCAUUUUAAAUUUGCUCGCAGAAAAGUUUGAAUCCUGGAAAUUAGAAGAAAAAAAUAUAUAUAUAUCACAAAGGAACUUUUUCCACUCAGCUCAGGUGGAAGUUUCUGUAUUGAUAAAAGCAAAAUGCAAUAAAUCAGUGAUGAUGUGCAUAGAGCAUGUGGCUUAAUGGCUAUUUGCCAAGUUUUGCUAUUGCUACAUGGCUAACUUUAGCAUUAACAGCUGUUUACUUACCAGUCUUGCCAAGAGCUUCAGCCAAUGUGGCUUUUACAAUACAAGAAGUCAUAAUACUGGACGCAGUGAAUCAGUAUCAGAAAGUGAUGAGACGGUCUGACUGGGCUUGAGCUAGCUGGUUAGCAUGCUAACUUCUGUAGAAGA
Seriola dumerili (greater amberjack) is the source of this 1950-nucleotide messenger RNA. It is a transcript of the gene macir, whose product is annotated as chromosome unknown C5orf30 homolog. Gene Ontology annotation, biological process: negative regulation of fibroblast migration; negative regulation of cytokine production involved in inflammatory response. The record is from RefSeq and is a predicted model, not a curated record. The transcript has 3 exons. The coding region runs from base 110 to 769 and encodes 219 amino acids. Lineage: Eukaryota; Metazoa; Chordata; Actinopteri; Carangiformes; Carangidae.